AUGACAAUCACCACGGCUUUAGAUGAAAAGGUGCAAAGCCUUCGGGAAAGAUAUAUCCUACCCCAUAACGUGGAAGAAAUUGAGCGAAUGCAGAAUCAGCAUGAAUGGGUGAAGGGAUGCGCCGACGGUCUGAUCAAAGCUCCACUAGAUAUGACCAGGAAAGACCUUCGGGUCUUGGAUGCUGCUACUGCGGAUGGCUACUGGAUUCAGGACACAAAAUCAAUUAUGCCAGCAGGAACGGAAUUUGUGGGGUUUGAUAUCGCACCUGACCUAUUCCCGCCAACUCAAACCCUCGGCCCGAAGGUGACUCUCUCGGUGCAGAACCUGAUCGAGCCCUUCUCUCCAGCUUGGAAGAAUGCAUUCGACCUCGUCCAUGAACGAUUUGUAAUCUCCCUUUUCAAGGAAGACGAGAUUACCCAAGUUCUGGACAACUUACUCUCAUGCGUCAAACCGGGAGGUUGGGUCCAAUUUGUCGAACCCGACUUCGGCACCUGUGUCUCCCGACCCAAAGACAAAACUUCAGCUUUUCAAAUGAUACAUCAGUUAACCGGUCACGUCAUGGCGGAUAACAUGGCAUCGACCAAGCUGGCUGGACGGCUCGAAGAUGCCGGUUGGGUCAAUAUUGGUGUCUCAGUCAGAGACAUGAUGGCUGGGAAUGCGCAUCCUGACCCGGCGUUGGGAGAGAGAGGACGGAAGAACAUGCUUGCCAUUCUGAACUAUUUUCAAUCCGUCACUAGCCCAGAGACAUUUGGCCUCUCUGAAAAGGAAUGGCUGACUCUACCGGAACAAUUUUCACAGGAUAUGGAUCAGCACGAAACUGCAAUUCGCCAUUACAUCGUCUGGGCGCAGAAGCCGGUUGUGUGA
This is a messenger RNA of Penicillium mononematosum, 864 nucleotides long. RefSeq lists its product as uncharacterized. Bases 1 to 864 code for a protein of 287 amino acids. The transcript has 4 exons. The record is from RefSeq and is a predicted model, not a curated record. NCBI's taxonomy places the organism in Eukaryota, Fungi, Ascomycota, Eurotiomycetes, Eurotiales, Aspergillaceae.